AGUAACCCAGUUGUACAGAUUGAAAUGGCCGCUGGGCUAUGGGAGUGGUUCCGGAGUAGAUAAUGCAAAGUGCUAUUUGCUGGUGAAAUUGGCUUGAGGUGUGUGCUGGAUGACAUAUUUGUCAUCGUCUUCAUCCUUUCAAGGACGGACAAGAUACCUGGAGAGGGUGAAGAGUUGAAAUCUCGUCGAGUUCUGGGAGUGCCCGUGGAUAGCUGUCGCCGUUCUGCAUAAAAUGAGCCUGGAGGAGCGCGUGCGGGACCCGGACCGGCGCAGCCGGCUCCAGCAGCUGGAGGAUGACCUGCUGAACGCCCGCUCCGUGCUCAAUGUCGACUGCCUGCUGGACUCGGUGCAGGCGCUGGUGGCCGACAGCGACCAUCCGGCCAUCAAGCGCAUCAAGAACAUCGACUCCUUCCUCGCCCGGUAUGGUGGCGCCGCACGCACCAUCGAGAAUCGUCGCAUGCGCGCCGAGGACUUCUCGCUGAUCAAAGUGAUAGGCCGCGGGGCGUUCGGCGAGGUUCAGCUGGUUCGGCACAACUCCACUCGGCAAGUGUACGCGAUGAAGCUGCUCAGCAAAUACGAGAUGAUCAAGAGGUCGGACUCGGCCUUCUUCUGGGAGGAGCGCGACAUCAUGGCGCACGCCAACUCGGACUGGAUCGUCAAGCUGCACUACGCCUUCCAGGACUUCCGCUACCUCUACAUGGUGAUGGACUACAUGCCUG
Messenger RNA from Pollicipes pollicipes, 719 nucleotides. RefSeq names its product rho-associated protein kinase 1. Gene Ontology annotation, biological process: cortical actin cytoskeleton organization; embryonic morphogenesis; regulation of cell junction assembly. Gene Ontology annotation, cellular component: cytoskeleton; cytoplasm. Lineage: Eukaryota; Metazoa; Arthropoda; Thecostraca; Pollicipedomorpha; Pollicipedidae. The record is from RefSeq and is a predicted model, not a curated record. Gene Ontology annotation, molecular function: Rho-dependent protein serine/threonine kinase activity; ATP binding.